Boleophthalmus pectinirostris (great blue-spotted mudskipper) is the source of this 3605-nucleotide messenger RNA. It is a transcript of the gene usp7, whose product is annotated as ubiquitin specific peptidase 7 (herpes virus-associated). Lineage: Eukaryota; Metazoa; Chordata; Actinopteri; Gobiiformes; Gobiidae. Gene Ontology annotation, biological process: protein deubiquitination; regulation of protein stability. Gene Ontology annotation, cellular component: nucleus; cytosol. The record is from RefSeq and is a predicted model, not a curated record. Gene Ontology annotation, molecular function: cysteine-type endopeptidase activity; protein binding; cysteine-type deubiquitinase activity.
GAUUUAGCUUAUUUCAGCGGGCCAACCUCUGUGGUUCAACGACAGUACCAUAUCGCCGUCAGACAGCACUUUGCACCCACCAAAGGCGCCGAGAUUGGGCGAAUAGCGAGCAAAUACGUCCGCGUUUCUUUACCCGCUCCCCCGCCGACCUCCCCUCCUCACUCCCCGGCGCUGACAGCGGACAAGGCCGAGGGCGCAGCAGAGCAGGCCCGGCCGCCAAGGCUCGACCUGACUACCCCACCUCCGCAUCCUACCACACCUCACCAGCAGCAGCCAAAAACCCGGUCCACGGCCGAGCCGACUUCGGACAACACCGAAGGAAACAAAGAUCACCGAGAGCCCCGCACCAUAAGCACCGACACCGCCGCUGCCAACAUGAACCACCAUCACCACACGCAGCAGCAGAAAGCCGGCGAGCAGCAGCUCAGCGAGCCCGAGGAUAUGGAGAUGGAAGCUGGGGAGACCGAUGAGCCUCCAAGAAUCCCUUCCAACCCAGUGAUCAAUGGUAAUGUGGCAAUGGCAGAUGGACACAAUAACACAGAGGAGGACAUGGAGGAUGACACUAGCUGGCGCUCUGAGGACUUUCGCUUUGUAGUGGAACGUUUUAGCCGGCUUAGCGAGUCGGUACUCAGCCCAUCCUGUUUUGUCCGAAACCUUCCAUGGAAGAUAAUGGUGAUGCCACGCUUCUAUCCUGACAGGCCACACCAAAAGAGUGUAGGCUUUUUUCUGCAAUGUAAUGCAGAGUCUGAUUCUACGUCGUGGUCAUGUCAUGCUCAGGCCAUGCUGAAGAUUGUUCACUACAAAGAUGAUGAGAAGUCAUUUAGUCGUCGAAUCAGUCAUCUCUUCUUCCACAAAGAGAAUGAUUGGGGCUUUUCAAAUUUCAUGUCCUGGAGUGAUGUGACUGACCCAGAAAGAGGCUUCAUUGAAGAUGACAAAGUCACGUUUGAAGUCUAUGUUCAGGCUGAUGCUCCUCACGGAGUCGCUUGGGACUCAAAGAAACACACAGGCUAUGUCGGUCUCAAAAACCAAGGAGCUACAUGCUACAUGAAUAGCCUGUUACAGACCCUCUUUUUCACUAAUCAGCUAAGACGGGCGGUCUACAUGAUGCCCACAGAGGGCGAUGACUCGUCUAAGAGUGUGCCCCUGGCCUUACAGAGGGUUUUCUAUGAGUUGCAACAUAGCGACAAACCUGUUGGCACCAAGAAACUCACAAAGUCCUUUGGUUGGGAAACUCUCGAUAGCUUCAUGCAACAUGAUGUACAGGAGCUGUGCAGAGUGCUCCUAGAUAAUGUGGAGAACAAAAUGAAAGGCACUUGUGUUGAGGGAACCAUCCCCAAGCUCUUCAGGGGGAAGAUGGUGUCAUACAUCCAGUGUAAACAUGUAGACUACCGAUCAGAGAGAAUAGAAGACUACUAUGACAUUCAGCUUAGCAUAAAAGGAAAGAAAAACAUUUUUGAGUCCUUCAAAGACUAUGUUGCGACUGAACAGUUGGAUGGUGACAAUAAAUAUGAUGCUGGGGAACAUGGACUUCAGGAAGCCGAAAAGGGAGUGAAGUUUCUUACCUUUCCCCCGAUCCUUCAUCUGCAGCUGAUGAGGUUCAUGUAUGACCCACAAACUGACCAAAACAUCAAGAUCAAUGACAGGUUUGAGUUUCCAGAUCAGUUGCCUCUAGAUGAGUUUCUUCAAAAGCCUGACUCCAAGGACCCAGCCAACUACAUCCUACAUGCCGUGCUUGUGCACAGUGGCGACAACCAUGGAGGUCACUACGUCGUCUAUCUUAAUCCAAAAGGAGACGGCAAAGUGAGUCUCAAUGAACCAAUAUGGUGCAAGUUUGAUGACGAUGUGGUUUCGCGGUGCACAAAGGAGGAAGCCAUAGAACACAACUAUGGUGGUCAUGACGAUGACCUUUCAGUGCGUCAUUGCACCAAUGCAUACAUGUUGGUUUACAUCAGAGAGUCCAAGCUCAGUGAGGUUCUACAGCCCAUGACUGAUGUGGACAUCCCUCAGCAGUUGGUAGAGCGUCUUCAGGAGGAGAAGAGAGUGGAGGCUCAAAAGAGGAAAGAGCGUCAGGAGGCCCACCUGUAUAUGCAGGUCCAGAUGGUGACAGAAGACCAGUUCUGCGGCCACCAGGGCAAUGACAUGUAUGACGAGGAGAAGGUCAAGUACACAGUCUUCAAAGUCCUCAAGAGCUCAACUCUACAAGAGUUUGUCCAAAACUUGUCCCAGACCAUGGGUUUUCCACAAGACCAGAUGAGGCUUUGGCCAAUGCAGGCUCGGAGCAACGGGACCAAGCGGCCUGCCAUGCUUGACUAUGAGGCAGACUGCAACAAGUCUAUGAUUGACUUGAGUGAUAAUGAGAAUCCCUGGACAAUAUUCCUGGAGACAGUGGACCCGGAGUUGGCCGCCAGUGGGGCUACAUUACCCAAGUUUGAUAAAGACCAUGACGUCAUGUUAUUCUUGAAGAUGUAUGACCCCAAAACCAGAAGCUUAAGUUAUUGUGGACAUAUCUACACACCUAUAUCCUGUAAAAUAAGAGACCUGCUGCCGGUCAUGUGUGAAAGGGCAGGCUUUCAGCAGGAAACUAGUCUUAUCCUCUAUGAGGAAGUAAAGCCCAAUCUAACAGAGCGAAUCCAGGACUAUGAUGUCUCUCUAGACAAAGCCCUGGACGAGCUCAUGGAUGGGGACAUCAUUGUCUUCCAGAAGGACGACCCAGAGAAUGACAGCAGUGAGCUGCCGACUGCAAAGGACUAUUUUCGAGAUCUGUAUCACCGAGUGGAUGUCAUUUUCUGUGACAAGACCAUUCACAAUGACCCUGGCUUUGUGGUCACACUUUCCAACCGCAUGAACUACUUUCAGGUUGCAAAGACCGUAGCCCAGAGGUUGAAUACAGAUCCCAUGCUGCUGCAGUUCUUCAAGUCACAGGGGUACAGGGACGGGCCAGGGAACCCUCUCAGACACAACUAUGAGGGAACGUUACGGGAUCUGCUGCAAUUCUUCAAACCCCGGCAGCCCAAGAAACUCUACUACCAGCAGUUGAAGAUGAAGAUUACAGACUUUGAGAACAGGAGGAGUUUUAAAUGUAUAUGGCUCAACAGUCAGUUCAGAGAAGAGGAAAUCACUCUCUACCCUGACAAACAUGGCUGUGUGCGGGACCUUUUGGAAGAAUGUAAAAAAGCUGUGGAGCUCUCAGAAAAGGGCUCUGAAAAGCUCAGGCUGCUCGAGAUAGUAAGCUAUAAAAUCAUAGGAGUUCACCAGGAGGAUGAGCUUCUAGAAUGUUUAUCUCCGGCUGCUAGUCGCACCUUCAGAAUAGAGGAAAUUCCCUUGGAUCAGGUGGACUUGGACAAGGACACUGAAAUGCUCAUUCCUGUUGCUCACUUCCACAAAGAAGUCUUUGGCACCUUUGGGAUCCCCUUCUUGCUAAAGAUCCGACAGGGAGAACCCUUCCGAGAGGUGAUGAGGAGGAUCCAGACCAUGCUAGACAUCCAGGAGAAAGAAUUUGAGAAGUUUAAGUUUGCCAUUGUGAUGAUGGGACGGCAUCAGUAUAUCACUGAAGAUGAGUACGAAGUGAACCUGAAGGACUUUGAACCACAGCCAGGUAAUGACAA